GGGUAAGUGAAAUAACUUACGCUAUUUCACUAACUUAAGUAAAUUAACUUAUAUUUGAAUAAGGCUUGGUUCGCGCCACGCCGUCGAGCGGCUGUGGUGCGCCGCGACUCUCGGAUCCGUUCGGCUCGGCUCGGCAGGCCCGGCUCGGCCUGGGGUCGGGGACUCUCGACUUUGCCAUACGAUAUUUCGAUACUCUCUUUAUAUAGUUGUUUACAUUGACAUUCCAAAGCCAUCGAGGCGCGAAGAAGGAGGAAGGAAGAAGAAGUGGCAAGCUUAUUUAUUUAUCGUCGUCGUAAUGAUCCGUGAUUCAUUCGCAAUCACCCCAUCUGAGGAAGAUUCGUGCACUUCUGAAGGCGUAAAGAAUAAUGCGCAAGUGAGUACCGAUCCGCUGUUCUCUGUUUAACGUUUUCUCCUUCGGGUCUGAGCAAACGUCUGCUGUGUAGUUGACGCACGCAACGUGGUUUUCGAACACGGAGCCAUGCUUUUUGAGAGGUGUUUUAUUUGUUCGAAUCAAGGCCUUCCAAUCGCCCACUUGAAACACUUACCUCUUGUAGUACCCUCUUGCAUUGCCCUCGGGUAAUUAUCCGCACGGAUCGUCGGGCAGUGUAUGGGCAUCCUAACCUCAGAGGGAACCACUGCUAUGCGGCCUAACCUCUGCUGCUGCUGCUCGGAGCUGAAGGCCGCCACUAUUUUCCUGUUACCUUCGCUGUCUGUCUGAUGAAACUGUUUUCCUGGCGUUGCAGAUCAAUGCAGGAGGUGAUGGAAAGUCUCUCCCCGAGGCUGUACGUGGCUGCACUUGGGAACUCGGGGAGAGAGAGGCAUCCCUGGAGGGCCCUGUCGGCGUGUGGGGGCCCUCCUCUUGCUAGCAACAUCCAAUAGAGCAUGCCAUGGAGUCCUGGAGGGCCCAUCAGAGAGCCUCCUGGGCUGGUGGAGGCUCUCUAGGGCCCAAGGUAGAGUAGGACACUUUGAUGAACAGAAUGAGGAAGCGCUCAGGAAUAAUGCGAUGUCCUUCCCUGAGGCUAUUAACUCAGGGAGGGACAAGGGCCAUCAGAGCCUCCUGGGCUGGUGGAGGCUCUCGAUGGCCCAAGGCAUGGACGGGAGGGUAUAAUUUGAUGAACAGAGCGAGGAAGCACUCAGGAAUAAUGCGAUAUCCUGAGGCUGUUAACUCGGGGAGGGACAUGGCCAUCAGACAGCCUCCUGGGCUGGUGGUGGCUCUCUAUGGCCCGAGGCAUUGGGUGGUUCGGCUUGAUAAACAGGAGGAUGAAGCACUCUGUAAGUAUAGUGGUGUUGCUUCUUGAGCUGUUGAGAAAGUUUCUUGUGCCGUAAUUUAUCUGCUGCUGUUUACUGAUGUUUUGUUUCCGUGUAGGUAUGAAAAGGCUGUUCGGCUGGAGGGACUUUCUG
Messenger RNA from Frankliniella occidentalis (western flower thrips), 1401 nucleotides. RefSeq lists its product as uncharacterized. Lineage: Eukaryota; Metazoa; Arthropoda; Insecta; Thysanoptera; Thripidae. Bases 969 to 1298 code for a protein of 109 amino acids. The record is from RefSeq and is a predicted model, not a curated record. The transcript has 7 exons.